UUGGGUGUCAAACGAAAUUAAUGGAAUCGGGACCCACGAACAAAUCGGAAAAUAUCUCUUUUGCGUUGUGAUAAGGCUGAACAUCGCUAUUGUUUCAGCAUCAGCAUGGAUCCGGUGUUGGUGAAGAAUAUAGAGCUGGACAAAAUUUGUCGAAUCUGCCUGGUAGUAAAGAAAGAAAUGCGUCCUCUCUUUGGCGAAAUGGUGGCUGAAAUGCUUAUGGAAAUAGCUAAAAUUGAUAUUGAAAACAGUGAUGGCUGGCCAGACAAAAUUUGUGUUCAAUGCAUACAUCAAGUGAGCCGUUGCCACGCGUUUAAGACCCGAGUAGAAAAAUCCGAUAUUGCACUCCGCCAGUACAUUAAAGGAAUCACUGUGCUGGAUGAUCAUCAAGUGAAGAGCAACAUAACCACGAUCGAGCUGCCAAAACUGACCCUCAGUUCUCCUAAAUUGCAACCAAUUACCCAACCAGUAGCUACACAUCUUCAUGAGCUGCAUCUACAUCGGGCUGAGCCUAUUCAAACGGAAGCUCCAUCGGUUCCGACCAUGAUACUAACUGGCACACAGCUGAUCAAUGGACCACAGAUAAUCAACGCGGGGCACAUAAUAACUACGGCCACUGGGCAACAAAUCCUACAAACGACCCCACAGUACCAGGCUACGCAGAUAGGGCAAUUUAUACACGGGCCAAACAACACUGUGCAAAUGAUAACGCACAAUGGAAACCCCGCACAUGUCCUACAGAUCCAGCGGACAGUUGAUGAUUGUGAGAUAAUUGUGCAACCCGAAAUGACUGAGUCACAGUACUUAGAAAAUGUAUCAACUUUGCCAAUGAUGGUAGCAGCACCUAGUACAGCGAUUCCAACCGAUCAACUGCAAGCUCAACAGUUACAUGCACAUAUUACCAGUCAACAACAGGUGCAGCAACAACACGUCAGUCUGGAGGAAAGCGAGACGCAUUCCCAAUUACACCAGAAGCUUGACGAAGACAUCGAUUGUGUACUGGUCGAAGAUGAGGCGAUUGAAACGGAUGGAAUUAUUGAAGAUGAUGAAGAAGCAGAUACCGCCGAUGUAGAAUAUUAUCCCCAAACCGAUUGCGAAGAGAGUGACGAGGAGGCCAAACAGCUUGAAGAAUGCGUAACGUAUCAAUCGUCCUGUCCCAGCCCAACCCCCGGAUCGUAUAUUUGUAACCUUUGUUACAAGGAGUUCAGUCAGCCGAAGUGGCUUCAAAAGCACAUGUCGCAGCAUGCAAACUGGAUUAAGGCAAAUUGCAAAAAACAACCAGAGUGUGAAAUAUGUGGCAAAAGUUUCCGUGGCCCUGGAAUGCUUCGUAUGCAUAUGAAAACGCACGAAAAGGUUAACAAAAUACCAACUUGCAGCAUCUGCAACACAGAGUUCAAAACAAAAUCUAUUCUUUACCGUCAUCGACAGACUCAUUUCGAAAAAAAGUUCGAAUGCAACAUUUGUGGAAAAAAGUACAAUUCUAGAUACCAGCUUAAUAUCCACGAGCAUCGCCACGAGGUCCAGAAAACUCACACAUGUCAGCAUUGUGAGCGAUCUUUCUUCAGUGAAACGGAACUGACGAACCACAUCAAGCAGCACAUGGGCAUCAAGGUAAAAAAGAACAAAAAACCUGUAGCUAAUCGAAGCUAAUUAGAAAUGGUUUCCCUUGCGGAUAAACGUAGAUUUUCAUAGAUACUGAAGCAAGUGUUCUUAAACACAUACUAAUCAAAUUAAAAGAUGUAAAUAGGGAGCAUAACUGUUCGGGAUUUAAGACCUACCCGAAACAUACAAGCUAUAUUUUGAGUUUACCAUAUGGAUUUGGAGAUUUUCACUGUAAUAUGAUGGCCAAGAGUACGAGGAAGUGGAAGUACACUUUUGUUGGCGGUGGAUGGAAUUUUAGCACAGCGCAUAGUGAAAAUAAGUUGACUGGCUCCCCAAAUCGGAUUCGCAUUUUAUCAUCUCAUUCCUUAUGGCGCAAUCGGAUGCAAUCCACCAAUUAGAAUCAGCAUUACAUAACUAAGAAUGAUCAAUGACAAAAAUCCAUGUAAUGAAGCAAGCAAUACCAUAUAUCACACAUUAUAAAGCAUUACCGUUUAUAAACAUGGAAUCCAGCUGAUCGGAAAUUAAAUUAAAUUCAUCUUGGUUGUUCAACGACAGUAACAGUCAACAUGUAUUAGUAGAAUUUAAAAAUGGAUCCAAAUUAUGUUUCAACGUUCGAAUAGAUGGAUGUAUUAUCAACUGUUUUUUGUUUUGAUCAUGAUUUGGAGUAGUCAUUUUUGUUGAAAUGCCAUGCAUUUAUAUGGUAUAAUUAAAAUAUUUUCAUUAUGUAAUGUGUAAUCUGCUUUUGCAUAAUGCAGCAAUGUUUAUUUAAAUUGAAGCAUGUGUCACAAUGAAGUUUUUGUAAAUAUUUAUAUAAGAAACAUCAAGGUACACAUUGUAAAAUAAAUAGCGAA
Anopheles aquasalis is the source of this 2450-nucleotide messenger RNA. Its product is annotated as zinc finger protein 236. Lineage: Eukaryota; Metazoa; Arthropoda; Insecta; Diptera; Culicidae. Gene Ontology annotation, cellular component: nucleus. The record is from RefSeq and is a predicted model, not a curated record. Gene Ontology annotation, molecular function: zinc ion binding.